AUGAAGGAGUUAGACCAACAUAGACUCAAACUGAGUUGUGCACGUGGUCCCAUGUACAGCACACAGGUCGCAAAUCAGCCACCUGGCUACCGCUUUCCCACUACCUGGCUACCCCCUUCCCACCACCUGGCUAUCCCCUUCCCACCACCUGGCUAUCCCCUUCCCACCACCUGGCUAUCCCCUUCCCACCACCUGGCUAUCCCCUUCCCACCAUCUGGCUACCCCCUUCCCACCACCUGGCUAUCCCCUUCCCACCACCUGGCUAUGCCCUUCCCACCACCUGGCUAUCCCCUUCCCACCACCUGGCUAUCCCCUUGCCACCACCUGGCUAUCCCCUUCCCACCACCUGGUUACCCCCUUCCCACCACCUGGCUACCUCCUUCCCACCACCUGGCUAUCCCCUUCCCACCACCUGGCUAUGCCCUUCCCACUACCUGGCUAUCCCCUUCCCACCACCUGGCUAUCCCCUUCCCACCACCUGGCUAUCCCUUCCCACCACCUGGUUACCCCCUUCCCACCACAUGGCUAUCAUCCCCUUCCCACCACAUGGCUUUCCCCUUCCAACCACCUGGCUAUCCCCUUCCCACCACCUGGCUAUCCCCUUCCCACCAUCUGGCUAUCCCUUCCCACCAGCUGGCUAUCCCCUUCCAACCACCUGGCUUUCCCCUUCCCACCACCUGGCUUUCCCCUUCCCACCAUCUGGCUAUCCCCUUCCCACCACCUGGCUAUCCCCUUCCCACCACCUGGCUAUCCCUUCCCACCACCUGGUUACCCCCUUCCCACCACAUGGCUAUCAUCCCCUUCCCAACACCUGGCUACCCCCUUCCCACCACCUGGUUACCCCCUUCCCAGCACCUGGCUUUCCCCUUCCCACCACCUGGCUAUCCCCUUCCCACCACCUGGCUAUCCCCUUCCCACCAUCUGGCUAUCCCCUUCCCACCACCUGGCUAUCCCCUUCCAACCACCUGGCUUUCCCCUUCCCACCAUCUGGCUAUCCCCUUCCCACCACCUGGCUAUCCCCUUCCAACCACCUGGCUAUCCCCUUCCCACCACCUGGCUAUCCCCUUCCCACCACCUGGCUAUCCCCUUUCCACCACCUGGUUACCCCCUUCCCACCACCUGGCUAUCCCCUUCCCACCACCUGGCUAUCCCCUUCCCACCACCUGGCUACCUCCUUCCCACCACCUGGCUAUCCCCUUCCCACCACCUGGCUAUGCCCUUCCCACUACCUGGCUAUCCCCUUCCCACCACCUGGCUAUCCCCUUCCCACCACCUGGCUAUCCCCUUCCCACCACCUCGUUACCCCCUUCCAACCACCUGGCUAUACCCUUCCCACUACCUGGCUAUCCCCUUCCCACCACCUGGCUAUGCCCUUCCCACUACCUGGCUAUCCCCUUCCCACCACCUGGCUAUCCCCUUCCCACCACCUGGCUAUCCCCUUCCCACCACCUGGCUAUCCCCUUCCCACUACCUGGCUAUCCCCUUCCCACCACCUCGUUACCCCCUUCCCACCACCUCGUUACCCCCUUCCCACCACCUGGCUAUCCCCUUCCCACUACCUGGCUAUCCCCUUCCCACUACCUGGCUAUCCCCUUCCCACCACCUGGCUAUCCCCUUCCCACCACCUGGCUAUCCCCUUCCCACCACCUGGCUAUCCCCUUCCCACCACCUCGUUACCCCCUUCCCACCACCUCGUUACCCCCUUCCCACCACCUGGCUAUCCCCUUCCCACUACCUGGCUAUCCCCUUCCCACUACCUGGCUAUCCCCUUCCCACUACCUGGCUAUACCCUUCCCACCACCUGGCUAUACCCUUCCCACCACCUGGCUACCCCCUUCCCACCACCUGGCUACCCCCUAUCCACCACAUGGCUACCACCGACCCACCAUCUGGCUAUCCCCUUUCCACCACCUGGCUAUCCCCUUCCCACCACCUGGCUACCUCCUUCCCACCACCUGGCUACCUCCUUCCCACCACCUGGCUACCCCCUAUCCACCACAUGGCUACCACUGA
Molecule: messenger RNA, 2013 nt
Organism: Haliotis rufescens (red abalone)
Lineage: Eukaryota; Metazoa; Mollusca; Gastropoda; Lepetellida; Haliotidae
Product: extensin-like
Exons: 2
Coding region: 1-2013 (670 amino acids)
Source: RefSeq, a predicted model, not a curated record